Messenger RNA from Fomitiporia mediterranea MF3/22, 501 nucleotides. Its product is annotated as glutaredoxin-1. Gene Ontology annotation, cellular component: cytoplasm; nucleus. The coding region runs from base 91 to 417 and encodes 108 amino acids. NCBI's taxonomy places the organism in Eukaryota, Fungi, Basidiomycota, Agaricomycetes, Hymenochaetales, Hymenochaetaceae. The transcript has 5 exons. The record is from RefSeq and is a predicted model, not a curated record. Gene Ontology annotation, biological process: cellular response to oxidative stress. Gene Ontology annotation, molecular function: glutathione disulfide oxidoreductase activity.
AUGAACGCCAUAAGAAGGCCUCUAGCCUCUCCUCGCAUGUUGUCCUCCAUCCGCAACUUUCUCUUCGGUCGAACAUCGUCUUUCUCAACAAUGUCUGAAGAUCAACGUGCUGCCUUGACUUCUCUCGUCGACAACAUGAUCGAGAGCAACCGCAUCGCGGUAUUCAGCAAGAGCUACUGCCCGUACUGUAGACGGGCGAAGCAGCUCCUUGCCGACAAGUACAAUGAUGUCCCAGCGUUUGUUAUCGAGCUUGACGAGCGCCCUGAUGGCGGCGAUAUCCAGGACUACCUCAGGGAGAAGACAGGCCAGGGGACUGUACCCAACAUCUUUAUUGACACCAAGCACAUUGGCGGAUCGAGCGACUUAAUCGAUCUUGAGGACAAGAAGCAAUUGGAACCUCUCAUUCACAAGAUGUAAUUCGCCUGCUAGAAUUAUCCGUUCUAGAUACCUGUACAUUGCAGUUUGUCUUGAUGAAUCUUAACUUUCUUGGAAGGUAACAUG